AUGGGUCUGUCACACACACUCUCACUACUCCCCCGCAACUUCACCUUGCAUCAGUUGGCAAUUCAUCUUCAUGUCUAUUUGAACGCUUCACAUUUUGACCAUCCAAAAGCUUGCAGCUUGAGCUCACAAACACUCUCGUUAGCAGCUGUCAUCCCUGUUGUGUUGCUGUCCCUCUCCAGGCCUUUCCGUGGUUCUCUACUGCCGUGCCGUUACCCAGUCCACGCCCAGGACCCUGAAUCCAACGCUCGCCAAGGCACAAUGGAUUAUUGGUGUGCUCCCAGACUCGGCCCGUCCAUGCCCUACGGUUCGUUCGGAAAUCUCACCAUGUCUCAUACGUCAAGACACUCGUCGAAUCAACGAGUCAUUCCCCUUGGGCCUAUGGUCUAUCAUCCUGUCGCGUUCGUGACUGGCUCCGGCAGUCGGUUCACUUUAAGCUCAAUUGCUCAGAGUUACUGA
Aspergillus niger is the source of this 456-nucleotide messenger RNA. RefSeq lists its product as hypothetical. Bases 1 to 456 code for a protein of 151 amino acids. NCBI's taxonomy places the organism in Eukaryota, Fungi, Ascomycota, Eurotiomycetes, Eurotiales, Aspergillaceae. The transcript has 3 exons. The record is from RefSeq and is a predicted model, not a curated record.